AUGGCAAGGUUGCCGACCAAGAAUACAGCUUAUCGCAUCGUUAACAAAACGAGGGCAAGGCUGUCGAAUAAGCUAAAGAUUGGCGCACCAUUGACAGCCAAGGCCGUUGAAGAAGCCAUUAACUGCCAACGAAAUCCGUGCAUGAGCAAGAAUAAGGCACGCGAAAAGAAGGAAUUCAGGAAAGCGGAGCGAGCGGCAGCGGCAAGUAGCAAGGUUAUCCAGCGGGACCAGAACAUCCUAUUGCGCAAGGCGAGUCAGAGGAAGUUAGUCUCAUUUAACGUCAUCCACUAUCUCAAACAGAGCGACGUCGAGAACUUAGACACAAUUAGAAUGAGUCUGAUUGAGAAGAUCCGAACAGUGGAACGAGUGAACGAGCGUUUUCAGCGAGACCUGCGAAGAACAUGGGCUUAA
This is a messenger RNA of Aphanomyces astaci, 411 nucleotides long. RefSeq lists its product as hypothetical. Bases 1 to 411 code for a protein of 136 amino acids. The record is from RefSeq and is a predicted model, not a curated record. The transcript is spliced from 2 exons. Lineage: Eukaryota; Oomycota; Saprolegniomycetes; Saprolegniales; Verrucalvaceae.